Messenger RNA from Sphaerodactylus townsendi, 2046 nucleotides. RefSeq names its product MAGUK p55 scaffold protein 1 (gene MPP1). The transcript is spliced from 7 exons. Gene Ontology annotation, molecular function: signaling receptor binding. NCBI's taxonomy places the organism in Eukaryota, Metazoa, Chordata, Lepidosauria, Squamata, Sphaerodactylidae. The record is from RefSeq and is a predicted model, not a curated record. The coding region runs from base 8 to 925 and encodes 305 amino acids. Gene Ontology annotation, cellular component: plasma membrane; cell-cell junction.
CUUCCAGAUGUUCAUGAGAGCCCAGUUUGACUACGACCCCAGAAAGGACCACCUGAUCCCUUGCAAGGAGGCCGGCCUGAAGUUCCAAACAGGAGAGGUCAUCGAGAUCAUCAACAAAGACGACAGCAACUGGUGGCAGGGCCGGCUGGCGGAUUCCUCCAGUGGAUCAGCUGGACUCAUCCCCUCCUUGGAGAUGCAAGAAUGGCGUGUUGCAAGCACGACCCAAGGCAACCCCGGCCAGGCCCAGAACUGCAGCCCUUUCGGCAAGAAGAAGAAAUGCAAAGACAAGUACCUGGCCAAGCACAGUUCAAUUUUUGACCAGCUGGAUGUUGUGUCGUAUGAAGAGGUGGUAAGACUUCCAGCUUUCAAGCGGAAGACCCUGGUGCUAAUAGGGGCCAGUGGGGUUGGCCGGAGCCACAUUAAGAACACCCUGCUCAGCAAGAAUCCUGAGAAGUUCGGAUACCCUCUACCAUAUACCACUCGGCCCCAGAAGAAGAAUGAGGUGGACGGGAAAGACUACCACUUUGUUUCCACGGAGGAGAUGACUAAAGACAUCUCAGCCAAUGAGUUCCUGGAGUUUGGGAGUUACCAGGGCAACAUGUUCGGCACCAAAUUUGAAUCUGUGCACAAGAUCCACGAACAAGACAAAAUUGCCAUUCUGGACAUUGAGCCACAGACUUUAAAGAUCAUCCGCACGGCUGAGUUCUCACCUUUCAUCGUGUUCAUUGCUCCCACAGACAAGGAUCAGUCGGAAGCUUUGCAGCAGCUGCGGAAGGAUUCGGAGGCGAUCCGGAGCAGAUAUGCUCACUACUUUGACCUGUCGCUGGUAAACAACGAUGUGGACGAGAGCCUCCAGCAACUCCAAGCGGCCUUUGAACGGGCGUGCAGCUCAACCCAGUGGGUUCCUGUUUCUUGGGUGUACUGAGCUGCUUUGGAACUGGUGGCUGUUCCCAGGAACCCCUUCAGUACAGCAUGUCAGAGACGAGGACCACCACCGCCCCGCCCUCCUCCUCCACCCACAGCCCCUUCGCCUUUCCCUCAGAGCACCUCUUGCUCGGUAACUGCCAAGGCAAGAGUUUGAUCUUCUUCUGUAAGCCUCAGCAGCUACAAACACCUACAGAGAGGUAAAUCUGUCUUUGUGGCCUGCAUGGAACCGUGUAAGCCCCGCACUCUUGUAGCUCACAGGUAAUGGUGCAGCAGGAGGCAAGGAAAGCAAGGGAGGGAACAUCUUUCACGAGGCACGACCACCAAGGUGUCACCACAAGCAACACUAAGAGCACAACUGGGUCUGAAAGCCAUAAGCUGCAAAGGUCCUUCUUGUCAUACAGCCAUACGAAAUCAGUUUCUCCCAACAGAGCACCACUGGUUGCAUUUGGGAAUCAUUUUACACUUAACUGGACUUUGGGAUGGCGGGGGAGGCAAGCAGUCGUACUCCUGUACCGGUUGGGAGAUCUGUUGUCAGAGGCAGGUGGGGAAGAACAGGGGCUUGGGCCACAGAACAGAGGUCACCAAAUUUUAAGCUAGGGUCAGGUAACAACCACUAGCCAGGCUACAAGGUGACCCUUUCAGUUUCCCGAUGCUCAGCUCUGUGAACAGGUAACCGCAGCAUGCUCUCCUAAGGCGGGCAAAAACAUUGUGGCAUUUUAACAGCUAAGGUUUGUUAAAAGAUAAACUCAGUGUGUCCAGCUGAAGCUUAUCUUUCAAUGAAUGUUAGCCUUUAAGGUACCUACAAAGCGAAUGGGACCCCCUCCCCACCCCCCAAUCUCUGCCUUUACCAAGAUUAUGAAUGUAGAGCUUGUUACAGUCUCCCCUUCAUCUGCCAACCAGAGCUUUGGAUGGUACAGCCAUUGUCAAAGGGAUCUAACUUUAACUUUAAGGUGGUUGCUCACUUUUCAUCUUGAGAAACCAUUUUGAUGUGUACUCUCUCCCUGGAUUCUUCUCGAGAACGGAAUGCCAAAAAGAAAAGUCGAAGAAGUGCAAUAGAGACCUUUGGUCAAGUCCAUUACAGGGAAAAACAACGAGCAGCAAUAAAGCAUCUGAAAAGUA